Molecule: messenger RNA, 3219 nt
Organism: Cylindrotheca closterium
Lineage: Eukaryota; Bacillariophyta; Bacillariophyceae; Bacillariales; Bacillariaceae
Source: the annotation of a GenBank genome assembly
AUGGCAUCAAAAGUAACUGCUGUCAACGCUAAAAUGCCCCCGAGAAGACGGAGAGAAUCCUCCGAUGAUUUUUGUAAUGGAUCGCUUGGAAGCAUUGCUGGAAGUGCCGUGGAAAGCUCCAAUGUCGAAAAGGCGUUAGCAGCUCCAGCUGCAGUCCCAGCAGCUCCAGCUGCCAGCAAGAAACCAAUAGAAACCUUUGAGAUUGCGUCAGCGGCUUCUACAAAGGGAUCUGGGAGUGCUGUAUCGCCAUCAGGACGGCGGCCUUUUCGAAAACGGGCGGGGACCUUUGACUUUUUGGUGAACUUUGAUGAUGAAAUGACGCUGAACCUGAGCAACACCGAUGACAAUUCCAAGGCGAUGCCGCCAAUAGAUACAUUACAAUCGAUUAUACCACCUCUGCCGACGGGGAUAUUGAAUUUGAGUGCAACAGGAGACAAAGGGAGGGACCGAAGUAAUACAUUGGAUCAUUUAGACGCACUUGGGGCCGAAGCCGGGGAAGCUGCGGCCAAGAUAAAAGAAGAUCGAAAGCCUCGAUCUGAGAGCAUAUCAGCGCGAAGUAGGGACUCUGAUAAUAGUAGUCAUGGAACGAUGACGUCACAAAGUCAACGUUUUCUUUUGGAAGCCUUUAUGGGUGAUGCUGAGGAAAGCCUGAUGCAAGGGCGGGGUAGACUUGGGAGUUUUGAUGCUCGAGACCGAAUAGAAAGCUUUGAUGUGAAGGCAUUAGGGAUCCUUGAAUCGAGAGAGAGAUUAGAAAGCUUUGAUGUGAAGGCGUUAGGGAGCCUUGAAUCGAAAGAGAGAUUAGAAAGCUUUGAGGCGAGGGACCGACUGAUGAGCUUGGGAUCAAAGGAUAAGGGAGAUAGUACGAAGGGUCUGCCGGAGCCGGAAGAUAGGGAAAGGUCGGGGAGUCUAAAUUUCCGAAGAGAACGACUCGAGUCUUGGGGUGGAAUGUCCGAACUUUCCGUCCCGCAUCAUGCAGACAGUGCAACUGAUGGUGGGUCAACAAGUGCUGCCGCAUUGGCAGCCAAGCUGUAUACUUCGAUAGCCAAUGAUGUCUUUGCCGCUGCCAAUCUAGACGGUAAUGAAUCUGUUUCCUCUUUUUUGGUCAAUGACGCUGUCAUUCCAACCAGAAUAACAGUUGGCAAUCGAAGUCGGCUGAAUUCUGUUGCCUCAGAAUCGUCUGCCCUCGACGUUCCGAUGCCGGUCGAAGCUGACAUUGGUGUUGAUCUGCAAAAAUACGUUUCGGCAGCCAUGGCAUCGGUUGGGGAUCAGCUUGCGGCUGUUACUGCUGUAGACAAAUUGCCAAAUGACCAAGAUAGCGUCGCCAGCAGCACAUUGUCGCCCAUGAUUGGUGCUGCUACCGACUCCAAAGCCUCGUCCGUAUGCGGUGGAAGAUCUCGAUCCAAUUCGUUAUCGUCGAAUUUGAACUUUUCGGUGGACUAUGAUGCGGUGCAAGCAGCAGUGGAUGCAGCGCAAACUGCAGCAGCGGCGGUAGAUCUAGCAAAUAUUGCAAAUGGAACCAAGGCUGCAUCAUCAGCGAAUAAGAAGCGAAAGGCCCCAAAGCUGCCUUGUCGAUCACAGCAGACUCCUGAUGUCCAGUCCUCCUCGCAGCCAAAGUCAAAGCCUGAGCCGCCUUUGCAGAUGACCUUACCUCCCAUCCCGCAAUCCAAAAUGGAUGACAAGGACAUGGAAAUACUUCGAGAACGAGCACGAGCUGCGGCAGGAUAUGUGCCUCCUCCCACGUCUGGCACUCCAUUGCCAUCAAAGAAGAAAAUGAAGCUAGACCCAGCUUUGGACACACCGAGCUUUAAGACAACCCCCAAUUACCAAACUCCGCGAACAUCCAACUCAUCUUACAGAAAUAUGACACCCGGGACACCGUAUACUCCUGCCACGAUGAGUACGCCUGGAUCAGCCAAAUCCACAGCUUCCAAGGGACAAGCAAGUCAAAAAUGGGAUAGUAUGUUUGACUAUCUGGUUUUAUUCAUAAAAGAACGGCGAGUGCUAGAAACAAAAGACAUGUCCGAAGAGGACGCAAAAGAAUGGGUAUGGGAUGGCAAUGUGCCGACCACAUACAAGACCAAGGAUGGCAAGGCCCUUGGCCGUUGGGUGAAUAAUCAGCGUUCAGCAAAGAGUAAGGGAAACCUGAAGGACGAUCGAGAGAAGCGUCUCGUGGAUGCAGGAUUGAAAUGGAGUGUUUUAGCAUCCAAUUCUUGGAAUGAAAUGCUGGAAGAACUUCGCAUGUAUGUUUCGGACCAGACCAAAGCUGGUAGGAAAUGGGAUGGAAAUGUACCGACAAAUUAUCGAAUAAAGACCAAGGGUCCAGCUGGUGGAAAGGAAGAUGAGGACAAAAAUCUAGGUCGGUGGGUAAACAGGCAGAGAAGCUUGUACCAAGCUGGGAAGUUGCGGAAAGAUCGACAACAGGCCUUGGAAAAGGUAGGACUCAAGUGGUCCAUGUUGGCCACUACAUCCUGGGACUCCAUGUUUGAGACAUUAUGUGAAUACGUCCGAUCGAAGACCAAGGAUGGUAGCGAAUGGGAUGGCAAUGUACCUGCCAACUACCGAACUGAAGAUUCACCACCUCGUGCACUGGGGCGAUGGAUCAAUCGUCAGCGUUCGGCGUAUGGUAAGGAUAAGCUGAAGCCGGAAUACAUUGAGAAGCUCAAUUCGGUCGGAUUGAAAUGGUCCGUUCAUGAACGACGCCCGAUUACUCCCGACUCGGCUAGAAGCGCCGCAGUCAUCAGAGCACCGGUACCAGAACCGCCUGCUGCCCCCAGUGCAGCUGUGAAACCAGCAACUGCAACGAGCGCGGUGGUUCAACCUCCAGUCGCAAAUGGGCGGCCUCCGCUCGUCCCAGUCAAGCCUGCUGUGGCUACAACGGAUGUCAAGAAGGCUCCUGGUCCAACGCCAGAAAGGGUUGGAUCAGCUAAUGUAGCCACCACUCCGGCGGCGCCAGCUUCGACAACCGCUGUAGCAAAACCACCCGCGCCUGCAGCUCAAGCUCCGGUCCCUGUAGCAGCUCCAACAACUCCAGCUCCAGCAACAACUCCAGCAACUACUCCAGCAACUACUGCUACUACUACGACAACCACUACCACUACCACUACUGCAAGUCCUGCUGUUACGACGACGAAUACCAGUAUCAACGCUGCCAAACGAGCACCAGCACCUGCCGACGAAGCUGCUCCAUCAAGUGCAUCCAUUGCGGAGAAACCAACGUAA